Brassica rapa (field mustard) is the source of this 3720-nucleotide messenger RNA. Its product is annotated as J domain-containing protein required for chloroplast accumulation response 1-like. The record is from RefSeq and is a predicted model, not a curated record. Gene Ontology annotation, biological process: clathrin coat disassembly; clathrin-dependent endocytosis. Gene Ontology annotation, molecular function: clathrin binding. NCBI's taxonomy places the organism in Eukaryota, Viridiplantae, Streptophyta, Magnoliopsida, Brassicales, Brassicaceae. Gene Ontology annotation, cellular component: vesicle; intracellular membrane-bounded organelle; cytoplasm.
UUUAAAUUUUUAGAAAGAUUUUGUUAGAUUUUUUCUCAAUAUUUUGUUAUAACUAAAGAUAAAAUUUAAAUUUACAGUUAAAAUUGAUUUAUUAUUAAUAUCUUUAUAUAUUUAAUAGAUUAAUGUAAAUAAUUAAAUAAAUGAUACUUCUUUUUUAAUAGAGAAUAUUUUUUCCUUAGACAGUAGAAUAAGAGUUGAAAACGAAUAAAAUUCACACAUGAAUAAAUAGUUAAUAAAUAUUUUUGUUCGUUGAGUACUAUUUAUAUGUGUACGUAAGUGUACAUUCACAAACCACAACACAUCCCUCUACUUUUCUUUAACAAUUUCAAGUGACCGGAGAAAGCAAAAGAAGAUCUCAGCGGCGAAAUGGACGAGUCGUGGCGAAUGAAGUUGGGUUUGAACGUUGAUCCAUUCUUCUCCAUUGCUCGAAGAUCCAUGGACGUUCGAAUCGACGCCCAAGACUUCUCCGAUGUUUUCGGUGGACCGCCGCGUAGCGUCCUCACUAGGAAAUUCUCCGGCGACUUUUCCCGCUCCGACUGUUUCUACGACGAGAUUUUCCGACCACGUGGGAUGUUCUCCUGCGGCGCGCUUCCUUCUUCUAAAUCUCACGGAAGAAACUUACCGGCGUUUAGAAUUCCGUCCGGCGGAGAUGGAUUUUACGACGGCGUGUUCGGAGGUCGCAGUGGGACGGAGAAGGAGGGAACCAAGAAGCAGAGUCCGAUAACGAAAUCGAGGUCGAAUUCCUCGCCACCACCGGCGGGGACUUCAGAUGAUGACGCCGGAAUAUCUUCUUUUACUUCUACACUCAGACCGUUAAACGUCCCGUCAAGAAGUCAUAAGCGGGAAUCGAAGAAACAGAGUUUCCCGGUGUUUCCGACAUCAUUGUCCGGCCAAGAUCUCACACCGGGAAAAUUCGAUUUUUGCUACAGAAAACCACACUUCGGCAGCUCUCGGAGAUCCUCGCCGGAGACCAUGACCUUGGAUCCACAAUCCUUCAGGAGAAUGGAUGAUUUCGGACCAAGCUCUCCAGCAUCUUCCCCUGUUUCUUCUUUCAUCCGCGAAGAUGAAUAUGAAACAGAGGCCAAGCAGAGAACCACCCAAGACUGUAAAGUAGAACAAGAAGACGAUGAGGAUGAGAUGAGCUCUUACGUAAUCGAAAUAAACUCAGACCGUUUUGAUCGCUACAGAGACGGAGGAAGCGGAGGAGGAAACUCUGAUUCGAAUGACAUGGAUGAAGCAAUAGCUUGGGCCAGAGAGAGAUCUCAACGUCCAGAAACAAAACAAGCACAAGAAGACUUAAUAGAUUCAAGAAGGAGCGAAGAAGAAGAAGAAGAAGCCAAAUCAGAAGAAGAGGUUAGUACUAUGGAGAUGGAGAUGAAAGAUGAAGAGAUAAGAAUCUGGUUAACCGGAAAAGAAACCAACAUUAGACUCCUCCUCUCAACUUUACAUCAUGUUCUAUGGUCAAAUAGCAAUUGGCAGGCCAUACCUCUGGCAAAUCUACGAGAUGGAUCACAAGUGAAGAAAGCUUACCAAAAGGCUCGCCUUUGUUUACAUCCAGAUAAACUUCAACAGAGAGGAGGAACUUCACCGCUUCAGAAGUCUGUCGCCAGCAGAGUAUUCUCCAUUCUUCAGGAAGCAUGGAGUGUGUACUUAACAAAUGAAGGACUCUCAAGCUAAACCGGAAUUUGCAAAUCAUUUCCUGGUGUUUAGUAAACCGGAUAUGUUCAUAAUCAUUUAUAGUGUAAUGAAGAAUAAGAAAAAAGGAAAAGGAAAAGGAGGGUUUGUUUUCUGCAAUGAUUCUAAUAGUCAUAUGAACAUUCCCAUGUGGUGCAUUUGUGUCUACCAUUGUCAAUGCUCUUAUAUAUAACAAAAUGUUAGGAAACUAUAUUAAAGAACAAAUAAAUGCAUGAAAACGGAUGGAACCUGGCUAAGAAAAGGAAAAAAAAAACAAAUGAAGAUAUUUUUGUUUCUUGAUAGUAGAUACAGAGUAAGCAACACCUAUUAGAUUAAAACUAAAAACGCAUAAAUCAGGUAAACUACUCUUAUGUCGAAUAUAUCUAAAUUUUUUGUUUCAGUAUCCACAAAAUUCCUCCUGUUUCUUGUUUGUUUGAUAUUGGAUAAGGGUGUAACGAUAGAAUUUACAGUAAUUUUGUACAAAAACAUUAGUUAGGUUACCAUCUAAUCUUUGAUCGCUCUCCCAGCCUAUUGCCAGAUUUUCUAGUGUCUAGUGACUCCAGUAGAGAGCUUAUACUAUUACACAUUAACUAGGUUUUUGUUAUAACUCUUCCUCGCAAGUGUUUUGGUAUAGAUCUCGUAAGUUCAAUAUGGUUAAUCUUGAAAUCAUUUUUUUGAACGUAUGAACUGAUUAAGUCAUGGGGAGGACAUAAACUUCAAGUACAAACCAAGAACCUUAGAAAACUGUGGAUAAUAAAGAGAAAAACGACAACAUUCUAAAUAAGAAUCAAACAUCGUUUCUGGAUGUUUCUCUUUGAAUCACAUCAUGUAACUAAGAAGGGCUUCCAAGUGACAAGUAGGAAUUGAAACGCCCAUCUCGCAACACACUUUUGGCAAUAUCUCUUGUAAGUUUCUCCACUUCAAAGGAUAUGCUUGUGAAGCUACCUUUAAGUGCAAAGAUUUGUUCCAACAAAGCUCUAUACCUUGGCCAUAGGUCUAGCUUCGCUACAGCUUCUACUAUCUCAUGGCAGUCCGAAGCAAUUAUCACAUCUUGGACCCGUAGAUCUCUUAAACUCUACAACACCCAUAUACAGCCACCAUUCGAUUGGGCGAUCGAGUAACAGCGUCUAUAGCAUGGUGAUUUACUUUCCCGCAAUGAUCUCUCCUUACCCAUGCUGCACCAUUAUUCAAAUGUUGAUUCCUCCAGUUCACAUUCAUGUUGCAUUUUAUGACUCCAUGUUAUGGCGGAAACCACCUUUCAGGCCUACACAAACCAACAUUUGCGCCUGUAUUGAACUCCUCAUGACUGCAUAUUUCUAAGUGUGCAUGGAUUCAUUAGAUGGUGUUACUUAGUCAAUAAUCUAUUUAUCUAUACUACGAUUUAUUAAGCGAUUUUGCUUAUCUAUCAUGUUCACCAUUAUUUUAGACAUAAUCAUUAGUUUUAAUAAUAACUAAAGAUUGAUCCGCGCAUCCGCGUGGAUAUUGGUUCUUACAUUUUUAUAUAUCAAUAUUUUUUUUUAUAAUUAGUGUUAUAUAUUUUAGAUGGGUCAUAAUAUAACUAAUUGUAUUCAAAAGAUCUUGACUGAAUCAGUUAAUAUGAUUAUUUUUGGUACAAAUAUCCGAAUCCGUUUUAGAUACAUUUGUUAUUGAGAUAUUUUAGGUUAAUAUACAUCAAAACCAAACUCAUCCAGACACAGAAGGACACAACUCAAAACCCACACAUAAAGUUAUAGUAUUCAAGCGGAACCUAAUUUAAAAAAAAAACGAUAUCCGAAAAAAUAACCCGUACAUAAAUGGAUAACCAAUUAUCAUGUCUAACUGCUUUUAUAAACUAAUAAAAAGAACUAUAUCUAUGCGUUUUGCUAAAUUAAAUGAAAUAAAAAGAGUUUUUUUAUUUAGUAAAAUAAUUAUAUGGAAUAAAAAAUUAAUUGAUAAUAAAUGUAAUACAUUUUUAUUAUUUUGAUUUUAGUUAUUAUUUUAUUCACAAAAACAUGUCUUCGAAUUAUGUUUUUGACUACGUGAUUUUCCACCGAUUGAAACUAAAAU